CCUAAAUGAUGAGGAAACAGUUAUUUGCCAGCAGACGUAUGACAAUAUAACUAAGAAUCAGUGUGUCUUUGAGGACUUUCAGCUAGCAGGUUUAGGCAGAACGCUCAAGUUAGAGCUUGGUUUGGUUACCAAUUAUAAAUUGAAACGAAACGUAACCCAUCAAUUAGUGCUGGAAUAUACUGAUGCAUUGCUGCAAUUACCUAUAGACUAUAAAGCCUGUAAUCUUCCCCAACAAACUCCGAUCCUCAAGGGGCUCCAUCACGACCUGAAAAAGAAGGAACAUCUAUUGAAAUUUGUGGUGUUUUGCUUCGGUGGAAACAGAAAGCCAUGAGGCUUCGAUAGUAGGACGCAACAUGGCUAUAUUCAGCAGUUGGAACCCCAAGCUGCCGGCCAAGGUUACCCUUUGGAGUAAGAACUUCAUAUUAAACUCGUGGAAUAGCAGCCAUCUGAAUGUGCCCAUCCUUACCAAUGCCUUCCAAAGACAACCUCAGAAUGUGGGGUACAACGACACCACUAAGAGCAUCCACUGGGACGACCCCAUAGAGAAGAAUAAUCUCAUUGGCUACACCCUUUACUGGUGCCUCAAGUCCAGCAUAAGCACGUGUAACAGCUCCAGCUGGCUAAGCAUGCAAUCCUACAGCCUUAGAGGAAAGCAGAAUCAUUUAGAGUUUGCCAGUUCUCUGGCAGGGCACAAUAAAGCCGUGGAGGCUGAUUACAGCGACGGGAUCAGUGUUGGAACGACGUGGAUUCUUCCGGCAAGUGAAGAUGAAGAUCUUAACAUAUUGGCGGUUAUCACUUGCUAUGAUAUGGUCAUUAUUGCCAUAUUUAAGGUCCUUAUCGUUAUCAUCUUUAAAAAAACUAAGACACCGCGGAGUAGGUACAAACAAUUAUAAUGCCUCCCCAUUCAGAGAAUAUAACUCUCUCGGAGGUAUGUUGGUUAAUGAGAAGGAUAAGGGGCCAGGAUUGAUUAUUGAUCAUUCUUACUUAAUAAUGAAGCCUUGGAAUAGGCUUCAACAUCAGAGGAGAAUCGUUUUCCUUAUGUUCCUCCUCCUCCUCCUCCUUGUCCUGAGUUGUUACAUUACAUUACAUUAUCCUUAACAAAGUCUGUUUAUAUAUGUAGCUAUUGAGAUCCUAGGAAAUUCUAUAAUAUUCCACAUAUAUUUAACAAAAUUUCAGCAUUACUUAAACUUUUAAAAUCGGUUCUGUAACGUAAAUCACAGCUACAAUGUGUCUGAAUGUUGAAUAAAGGAGU
Molecule: messenger RNA, 1252 nt
Organism: Drosophila kikkawai
Lineage: Eukaryota; Metazoa; Arthropoda; Insecta; Diptera; Drosophilidae
Source: RefSeq, a predicted model, not a curated record